Messenger RNA from Scutellospora calospora, 379 nucleotides. The record is from the annotation of a GenBank genome assembly. Lineage: Eukaryota; Fungi; Glomeromycota; Glomeromycetes; Diversisporales; Gigasporaceae.
AUGCCCACAUCAAUCUGCCCGACGGCAAUUGCAUUCGCAAUAGAAGUGAUAGCCGCCAACCCGGAGCUGCACGCCCGGUUCACAGUCUGGAACGAACUCGUCUCUGGGAUCCCGGCGUGCAAGCUCGCCAUUCGGCCUGCUUUGCUGCCGCCUAGUUCGGAGAGGACGGACGUGGGAGAGGAGUUCGUGGUCGUGGGUGUCUUUGAAGCCGCCUUUCUUUGCGCGGGUGACGGGCGUGCGGAGGGCGGAGAGGAAGACGAUGUCGUUGGGGUGCUUUUGGAGGAUGUUUUUGGCGCCUUUUUGGAGGAAGGCCAUUUUGAGGGUCGUUCACCUUGUUGUUUUGCUGGAGGUAUGACAGGAUUGAAGAGAAUAGCUAGAU